GAUCUCUAUCAUUGCAUCAGGCAUCAACAUGCUCCUGGUUAGUGGGAUAUGACGCUUGUGUUUCGCUUGAUUUUAUGCGUUCGAUUGCAUUUGUCGCUGCUGGAUUGAUCAAAUAUAGAGGAUCUUACUGUUCAGCGGUCGCUGGUCGACUAAGAAUCGAAAUGUGUAAAGAACCGAAGACUAAACUGCUCCGCUUGUACCCGCUAACCUCCAACGGACCGACGGUUCAUCAAGAGACCCGAACAGAUGACUCUGAAAUCCUGAGCUGCACAGUGAAGGCCCUGAAAGACGGUCACAUUGUUGCAGUGCCGACAGACACUAUCUACGGUCUGGCAUGUUUGGCCCAAAACUCUGAGGCUGUCAAAAAAAUCUACGAAGUGAAAGAACGGAACGGACAGAAGCCGCUGGCGAUCUGUGUUGGAGAAAUUCGGGAUAUCUAUCAGUACUGUAAGGUGAAGGUGAAAGAGGAUCUUCUAGGUGAUUUGCUGCCUGGUCCCGUCACUCUUGUGUUUGAAAGAUCUGAAAAGCUGAAUGCAAAUCUCAAUCCUUUUACUUCACUUGUAGGCGUUCGUAUUCCUGAUCAUGCCUUUAUGAGGCGCCUCUGCCAGAUGUGUGGGGAACCAUUGGCACUGACGAGUGCCAACAUCAGCUCAAAUACCAGCACAGUGGAAGUACAUGAGUUUCAGGAGCUCUGGUCAAAACUGGCUGUGGUGGUGGAUGGAGGACCAAUAGGAGACCAGACCCGACAGGGGUCAACUGUUAUUGAUCUGUCGAUAUUUGGUAAAUACAGAGUCAUCAGACCAGGCUGUGCCCUUUCUGCCACGCUUGACGUGUUGGAGCACAAAUACGGACUGUCAGAGAACUCAAAGGAGGAAUGACCUUUAAACCCUACGCACUCCAAACGCACGCUAAGACGCACAACCAGUUCUGGCCCAAAGAUACUCAGGAAACUAAGCGUAUGAGAGUUGGACAUUCCCAUGGAAAACAAAAAAUGUAGGGAAAACCUAAAUCUGUCAUUGCAGAUGGUGGCUCUCUUCUCAAACUGAGAGUUGCUUUUUUUUGGCAAUUUGUUUUGUUUGUUUCUUUAGUUUUGUUUUUUGCUUAACCACUGAUCAUGAUGUGGUGCAGAGGUUCAACAUGUCUCUGUUCAGUUUAUUCAGGAAUUCAAUAAAUGAAAUGAGCUGAAUCUUCUGUAAUAUUUUUCUCUUUAAAUCUUUUUAUGUGAAACUUUUUAUUGUGUGCCUAAAUUGUCCUGAAAGGAUUAGUCUUCAAUAAAUCAUUUAUUAUUGUAACUCAGCCACAGGUAUUUUAUAUCUGACUUAUUUUACCAUUUGUUGUUCCAUUUGUCUUCUUUCAUCCUUAAUUGGACCUGGGUUUUUUUAUACCUUAAUUUCAUCAUCCUUUUAAUGUAGUACUAUAAUAAAAGCUUUAUUUAUCUUUUCACUGUGUAUUAAAAACUUUAUAAGCCUUUGCAAACAUUUUAAAGAUGAUAUUAAGUACAUAUUUAUCGAAUGUUCAUGGACAAUAAAAUCACUUAACGUAUAAAUUCUCACUGCAGGGUUUCACAAAAAAAUAAAAAGAUUCUUCCAGUGUUGUCUGCAUUUUUGUUGACAUCAAAAGAAACAAGCAGGAUUAGGCUAACUAAAGUUAGCCCAAACAGCUGAUUCAGAAAGGUUUGCUUUAACAAGUAACAGUCCUUGG
Messenger RNA from Poeciliopsis prolifica (blackstripe livebearer), 1701 nucleotides. RefSeq names its product yrdC N(6)-threonylcarbamoyltransferase domain containing (gene yrdc). The coding region runs from base 75 to 878 and encodes 267 amino acids. Gene Ontology annotation, molecular function: double-stranded RNA binding; tRNA binding; nucleotidyltransferase activity. Lineage: Eukaryota; Metazoa; Chordata; Actinopteri; Cyprinodontiformes; Poeciliidae. Gene Ontology annotation, cellular component: cytoplasm. The record is from RefSeq and is a predicted model, not a curated record. Gene Ontology annotation, biological process: regulation of translational fidelity. The transcript has 6 exons.